Molecule: messenger RNA, 1392 nt
Organism: Cuscuta epithymum
Lineage: Eukaryota; Viridiplantae; Streptophyta; Magnoliopsida; Solanales; Convolvulaceae
Source: the annotation of a GenBank genome assembly
AAAGUAGUUAAAUUUCUCCUAUCAAAAUAGUUAAUUCAUUGUUACAUUUAUUAUUCUCCUCUAAAUUUCAUUGCAUUGUUACAUUUAAUGUCUAGUUAAAAUUUCUCCUAUUGAACUAGUUAAUUGUUAUUUAUAUUGAAGUUGUUCAAAUUUUAUAAUAAAAGUUAAUUUAAUUGGUACAUUUUAAUUGUUACAUUCUAGUCAAUUUAAUUGUUCGAAUUUAAUUGUUACAUUGUAGUUCGAUUUGUUAGAUUUGUAUUUGAAAUUCACUAGUUUAAUUGUACUUCGAAUUUAAUAUUUGUUAUAUUUUUAAGAUGGAACGUGGUAGAGCUUCAGUAGAUAUGGGUAACCUCCGCCGCAACCGAACAAAGGAGAUUGCGAGGAAUCAUCCAAGCUUGCACAAAGGUAAGGGACGGGCCGGGGCUUCAUCUCAAACCCGAGAUGAUUUUGAUGCGGAUUAUAACCAAAGAUAUGGGUCUGCGAUGUCCGAUGAGCAAGUAGAACAACUAUUACGACAAAAUCAAGGGGCCUUCUUCCAUCAACAAAACAUCCCGACCAUUGACGAAGAAGAGCUCGAGGAUGAUGAUGCGGAGGAGAGGGAUCCGCAAACGGUCGAGCACGAGGUUCAUGGCACACCGUACGAUGAUGAAGAGCAAGCGGAAGUGGCUACUUCUUCCCAAGGCGGUGAGAAAGCUGAAUCAGUCUUUAAGGCAAAUUUUACAAAAUUUAAAGACCCCCAAACCGAGAUAUGGUACGCCACUUGCAAGCAUUGCCCAAAGAAGUAUAACUUGGGAACUUCUGGAGGGUACGGGAGCGCCACAAGGCAUCUUAAGGCCAAGCACCCGGCGGAAUAUGCGAAAUCAGACAAAGGCAAGGGAAAGCAAACACAAAUUUCAAGAUUUGGAAGUGGCCAACCCUUCGGUAAUUUCUCCUAUGAUGAUCAAAGACAUUUGACUGAAGGGGAUGACUUUGACGUUCUUCAGUGGUGGAAGGAAAAAGAGAGAACGUUCCCGAUCUUAUCAAAGAUGACUAAGCAAGUGCUAGCAAUGCCGGUAUCAACAGUUGCUGUGGAACAAGAGUUUAGUGCGGCCGGUAACGUCCUAACGGAUUAUAGAACGAGAUUAAGCGCAAACUCUCUUGAGACGCUUGUUUGCUUCCACGAUUGGUUGAAGGCCAAACGUAGAACUCAAGAAAUCAGCAUUGAACCCACUCGCCACUUUAUGGAAGAAACAACUGAAGAUGGAGGAAAUUCUAAUUGAUUCAUACUUCAUUACUUAUUAUAAAGUGUAUUUCAUGUUUUUAUUUUUGCUCAAUUUUCAAUUGUACUACAAAUAUCAAAUAAAUAUGUUUUACCCUUUUUUAUGUCCAAGUAAUAUUAAUUUAAUUUUGGUA